This is a messenger RNA of Protopterus annectens (West African lungfish), 2409 nucleotides long. Its product is annotated as extracellular calcium-sensing receptor-like. The record is from RefSeq and is a predicted model, not a curated record. The coding region runs from base 1 to 2409 and encodes 802 amino acids. Lineage: Eukaryota; Metazoa; Chordata; Ceratodontiformes; Protopteridae. Gene Ontology annotation, molecular function: G protein-coupled receptor activity. The transcript is spliced from 5 exons. Gene Ontology annotation, biological process: G protein-coupled receptor signaling pathway. Gene Ontology annotation, cellular component: membrane.
AUGGAUACUAACGAGUUAUCCCCUGUGUUCGCGAAUGAAUUUGACUCGGUCCCCUUUCCCUGUGGUCAAAGGGGCGAGGGUAACAGUGAGAACUUGUUACAGCUUAUUUUGAACUUAACGAACAAAGUGUCCGAACUACAGGAAGCGGUUGUUCGUUUACAAAAUCCUCCACUUCCUGUUUCCGGUAGUGAGAAUUUACUUGUACAAAGGGAAACAAUAGAUGCUUCUCAAGGCGUCAGUAAUAGACAUAAUUUGAGUCAGCGCAACUUGGAUACAACUGAUGGAACAAGAACAACGAGCAAUGGGAACUUUAAUAGGGUAAGUUAUGGGUCUGCGAUUGAAGCGCUGAGUGAUAAGUAUCAGUUUCCAUCAUUUCUAAGGACAAUGCCAAAUGACAAAUUUCAGUACACUGUCCUUGUCCGCUUAGUCACACAUUUUGAUUGGAACUGGGUGGGCAUUAUAGCUUCAGAUAAUGAGUAUGGUAUUCUUGGCAGUCAGAAUGUGAAAAAAGUUCUCGCUGUUAGUGGAGUUUGUACAGCUUUCACUGAAAUAAUUUCACUGAGUAACCCACAGAAGGGUAUCCGUCCAGUUCUUGAGGUAAUCAGAAAAUUCUCAGUGACUGUUAUCAUAGCUUAUGCUACAAUGAAUGAGCUCAUACCAUUCAUGGAGGAGAUAUACAGACAGAAUGUUACAGGAAAAGUCUGGCUGGCCACAGUUGGUUGGAUGUUCACCCCAAUUUUCUUAAUGAAAGAAUUAUGGAAAAGUCUCAAUGGUACCUUAGGACUUGCAGUCCACAAAGGGGUGAUACCUGGACUUAGUGAGUUUCUUCUUAGUCUUCACCCCUCCACAUCUCCAGAUGAUAUCUUCAUUAGACCUUUCUGGGAGAAAGCAUUUGCCUGCUAUUGGCCAAAAGAGGUGGAUAGAAACCAGACACAAGCUGUUUGCACAGGUACAGAACAGUUAGAUAAAAACCACCUGAUAAAGUUUAAUAUGCUUGACUUCAGAUAUACUUAUAAUGUGUAUAAAGCAGUAAAUACAUUAGCAUAUGGAUUACAUGAAUUCCUCUCUUGCAAAAUCAGCAGUGGACCCUUUGCAAAUAAAACAUGUUCAGGCAUUGACAACCUUAAACCGUGGCAGAUUCUACAUUAUGUAAAGAAUGUGUAUUUCAAAGAUAGUUCUGGUGAGACAGUAUAUUUUGACAAAAAUGGAGAUUCUCCUGCAGUUUACGACAUACUAAAUUUUCAAGUAUCCAGUGACAAUAGAAUGACAAAAUAUGUUCAAGUGGGCUAUUAUGAUUCCCGCCUUCCUGCAGGUUAUGAUUUAUUCAUAAACAACAGCAUGAUAUUAUGGAAUGGAUACAGCACAGAGAUCCCACAUUCAGUCUGCAGUGAAUCUUGCCCUCCUGGAUUUAGGAAAGCUGUUCGCAGAGGAGAACAAGUCUGUUGCUUUGACUGCAUUCCAUGUCCCAAGGGGGAGAUUAGUAAUGAAACAGACUCAAUUAACUGCUUCAGUUGCCCAGAAGAUCAGUGGUCAAAUGAGAAACAAGAUGGGUGCAUCCAAAAAUCUAUUGACUUCCUCUCUUAUGAAAGUGAACUUGGAGAAUCUCUGAGUAGUUCCACAGUAUUGUCUUCUGUAAUUACAAUUUCAGUCCUGUGUACCUUCAUCAAGUAUCGAUCCACUCCAAUAGUGAAAGCCAACAACCGUGAACUCAGUUAUUUAAUUCUUAUUUCUCUGUUCUUCUGCUUCCUUUGUCCACUGAUGUUCAUUGGUAAACCAAACACACUAACCUGUUUACUCCGACAAACUGGAUUUGGAAUAAUAUUCUCCUUCUCUGUUUCUGGGAUACUGGCUAAAACUGUCACAGUUGUCAUUGCUUUUAAAGCAACUAAGCCUGACAGCAAAUUAAGGAAAUAUGCAGGACCAAAAACCCCCUACUUCGUAGUCUUCUUUGGUACCUUGGUGCAGGUCAUUAUAUGCAUCAUCUGGCUACCAACCUAUCCCCCAUUUGUUGACCUAAACAUGAACGUAGAAGAUGGUAAAAUUGUAGUAGAAUGCAAUGAAGGUUCAGUAAUCAUGUUCUACUGCAUGCUGGGAUACUUAGGUCUCUUGGCAAGUAUUAGCUUUGUUGUAGCUUUUCUAGUGAGGACUUUGCCAGAUAGUUUUAAUGAAGCUAAAUUUAUCAGCUUCAGCAUGACUGUCUUUCUUAGUGUUUGGCUGUCUUUCAUACCAGCUUAUCUCAGUACAAAAGGGAAGUAUACUGUGGCUGUUGAGAUAUUUGCCAUCAUAGCAUCAAGUUCUGGAAUAAUAAUUUGCAUAUUUUGCCCCAAAUGUUAUAUCAUUGUUUUUAAGCCUUAUCGUAACACAAGACAACACAUAACAGGGAAUGCAAAAUCUUCCAUGAAAAUGUAA